This is a messenger RNA of Arctia plantaginis, 330 nucleotides long. The record is from the annotation of a GenBank genome assembly. NCBI's taxonomy places the organism in Eukaryota, Metazoa, Arthropoda, Insecta, Lepidoptera, Erebidae.
AUGACGCACAACGCUGCGGUAUGCGCCGCAACGCAGCGUCACGACGCAGCAUUUAGCGUCGCUGCGGAGAGGUGGUCAGUUGAUUUUGCCGCAGCUACCAAGGUAGACGUGAACAUGAACAAUUUUUCUGUAAUUUGUGCUUUGCUUGAAGAGGAGGAAGAAGAAUUUUUACUGCUUCUGAAUAGACAAAGAAAAUCUCCGAGGAACAUGUUUUUACAACGGAGGAGUGAAGGUUGUUACGAAACCUUAAUAAAAAGGCAUUUAAUUGAUUGUGAAGAAAAUUCAUCGGUUACUUUCGGGUUUCAAGGGAGAUCUAUAACAAGAUUUUAA